Molecule: messenger RNA, 4608 nt
Organism: Alosa alosa (allis shad)
Lineage: Eukaryota; Metazoa; Chordata; Actinopteri; Clupeiformes; Clupeidae
Product: receptor tyrosine-protein kinase erbB-4-like
Biological process (GO): positive regulation of kinase activity; cell surface receptor protein tyrosine kinase signaling pathway; protein phosphorylation
Cellular component (GO): signaling receptor complex; basal plasma membrane
Molecular function (GO): epidermal growth factor receptor binding; transmembrane receptor protein tyrosine kinase activity; ATP binding
Source: RefSeq, a predicted model, not a curated record
CGCCGAACGGUCGCUCCGUGCCGAAAUCAGCCAAGAAUAAUGUCAGUGUCAGUUUAGCAAUCUAGACGAAGCCAUAGGCGCAGUGGAAACUAACGAAUACGCUUUUCCAAUAACUUUAUUUGCAUUGAUUACCAAGACACAAGCAUAAGCACGAAACCCGACUGACAUACAUGUGACAAUCAGAAUUGCCCACUGGACACAAGCUGAGUUUUAUUACCGCGCGAAAAACGGGAUACUUUACUGGACAUGUGAGAAAAGGGAGUUACAAUCGUCGAAUCUUCUGAACAAAAUGAAGCUUCCCCGUUUUCUUCAUUGCCUUUUUAUCACUUCGUCUAUGAUUUGGCUGAGCGCUUCGCAGUCAGUAUGUCCUGGCACAGACAACAAACUGAGCACUCUGUCGGACCUGGACCAGCAGUAUCGAACCCUCCGCAAGCUCUACGAGAACUGUGAAGUGGUCAUGGGCAACCUGGAGAUCACCAGCAUCGAGCGCCAACGCAACCUGUCCUUCCUCAAGUCAAUUCGGGAGGUGACGGGCUAUGUGCUGGUGGCACUGAACCAGUUUGACUACCUGCCGUUGGAGAACCUGCGCAUCAUCCGCGGAACCAAACUCUACGAGGGGCGCUACGCGCUCGCCAUCUUCCUCAACUACCGGCGAGAUGGCAACUACGGCCUGAAACAACUGGGACUACAGAACCUUACAGAAAUCCUGAAUGGAGGUGUGUAUGUGGAUCAGAACAGGUUCCUGUGCCACGCCGACAACAUCCACUGGCUAGACAUCAUCAAGGACACUAAAGCAGAAAUUUUGGUUGUGCCCUCCAACAACAGCGGCAACAUUUGUCGGAAAUGUCACAAGUCCUGCACUGGCCGUUGCUGGGGACAUCAGGAGGACCAGUGCCAAACGUUGACCAAGACGGUGUGUGCGGAGCAGUGUGACGGCCGCUGCUUUGGGUCCUUGGUCAGUCAGUGUUGCCACAGGGAGUGCGCUGGAGGCUGCGCUGGACCCAAGGACACCGACUGCUUCGCCUGUACUAACUUUAACGACAGUGGGGCCUGUGUCACUACGUGUCCCCAGCCAUUUGUGUACAACCCCACCUCCUUUCAGCUGGAGCAGAACCCCAAUGCCAAGUACACCUACGGGGCAUUCUGUGUCAAGAAGUGUCCACAUAACUUUGUGGUCGACCAGAGUGCCUGUGUGAGAGCCUGCCCGAGCACCAAGAUGGAGGUUGAAAGGAAUAACAUCAAAAUCUGCAUUCCUUGCACGGACAUAUGUCCCAAAGUGUGUGACGGCAUAGGGACAGGCACUCUGCAGGCCGCUCAGACCGUCGACUCCAGCAACAUCGACAAGUUUGUCAACUGCACCAAGAUCAACGGCAACCUCAUCUUUCUAAUCACUGGUAUUAAAGGGGACAGCUACCAUAAUAUCGAGGCCUUGGAUCCGGAACGCUUGAACGUGUUCCGCACGGUCAAGGAGAUCACAGGCUCUCUAAACAUCCAGUCAUGGCCGGAGAACAUGACUGACCUCAGCGUCUUCUCCCACCUGGCUACCAUCGGAGGCAGAUCCCUUUUCAGUGGCAUCUCUCUACUGAUCCUGAAACAACGUUGGAUCUCGGCACUGCAGUUCCAGUCCCUGAGUGAGAUCAGUGCCGGCAACGUCUACAUCACCAACAACAGCCAGCUGUGUUUCUACAACACGGUCAACUGGACCCGCCUGUUCCGCACUACCACCCAGAAAGCCCUAAUCCGCAGCAACCGAGACCCCAAAGAGUGCACCCAAGAGCGAAUGGUGUGUGAUCCGCUGUGCUCAGACGGAGGCUGCUGGGGCCCGGGGCCUGACCAAUGUCUCACCUGCCGCUACUUCAGCAGAGGACGCACCUGUGUCCGAUCCUGCAACCUCUAUGAUGGUGAGAUGCGAGAGUUUGCCAAUGGCACUAUGUGUCUGGAGUGCGACAGUCAGUGUGAAAAGGCCACCGACAAGACUCUCACUUGCCACGGACCGGGCCCUGAUCAGUGUGUGAAGUGUCUCCAUCUGAAAGACGGGCCCAACUGUGUGGAGAAAUGCCCCGACGGCCUGCAGGGAGCCAACAGCUUCAUCUUCAAAUACGCUGAGACCAACAACGAGUGCCAUCCGUGUCAUUCCAACUGCACUCAGGGGUGCACUGGACCUCGCAUCCAAGACUGUGUGGGGAUGAUUGACAGAACGCCCCUGAUUGCAGCUGGGGUGUCCGGAGAGCUAUUUAAUGCGGUGUUCCAGCGUGGCCCGGUCGUCAAAGGCAAGAGCAUCAAGAGAGCAACGCGCCGCUUCCUGGAGACUGAGCUGGUGGAGCCCCUGACUCCUAGUGGGACAGCUCCUAACCAGGCCCAGCUGCGGAUCCUCAAAGAGACGGAGUUGAAGAAAGUGAAGAUCCUGGGCUCGGGGGCCUUCGGCACGGUCUAUAAGGGCAUCUGGGUGCCCGAGGGAGAGACGGUGAAGAUCCCAGUGGCCCUCAAGGUACUCAACGAGACCACAGGACCUAAAGCCAACGUGGAGUUCAUGGACGAGGCCCUGAUCAUGGCCAGUAUGGAGCACCCUCACCUGGUGCGUCUGCUGGGCGUGUGCCUGAGCCCCACCAUCCAGCUGGUCACGCAGCUCAUGCCGCACGGCUGCCUGCUGGACUACGUUCACGAGCACAAGGACAACAUUGGCUCCCAGCUGCUGCUCAACUGGUGUGUCCAGAUCGCUAAGGGUAUGAUGUAUCUUGAAGAGAGACGACUGGUUCAUAGGGACCUGGCAGCCCGGAAUGUUCUGGUGAAAUCUCCCAACCAUAUCAUGAUAACGGACUUUGGGCUUGCUCGUCUUCUGGAUGCGGAUGAGAAAGAAUACAAUGCUGAUGGAGGAAAGAUGCCUAUUAAGUGGAUGGCUUUGGAGUGUAUCCAUUACCGGAAGUUUACCCACCAGAGUGAUGUGUGGAGCUAUGGAGUGACCAUCUGGGAGCUGAUGACCUUCGGGGGAAAGCCGUACGAUGGCAUCCCGACUCGUGAGAUCCCAGACAUCCUCGAGAAGGGGGAACGUUUGCCACAGCCUCCCAUCUGCACCAUAGACGUCUACAUGGUCAUGGUCAAAUGUUGGAUGAUUGAUGCCGACAGCAGGCCCAAGUUUAAAGAACUGGCCGCUGAGUUUUGCCGAAUGGCUCGGGACCCCCAGCGGUACCUUGUCAUACAGGGAGAUGAUCGGAUGAAGCUGCCCAGCCCCAAUGACAGCAAGUUCUUCCAGAGCCUUCUGGAUGAAGAGGACCUUGAGGAUCUGAUGGAUGCUGAGGAGUACUUGGUCCCCCAUGGGUUCAACAUGCCCUCGUCCACCUGCACGUCCAGGCUCCAUGUGGACUCCAACAGGAAUCAGUUUGUGUACCGCGAAGGCGGCUUCGCCUCGGACGAGGGCUCUGGCGGUCGCCACCACGGUGUGGGCAGUUCCAGCUGCAGCGGCGUCUCUGAGCCCUCCGGCACUCAAGGUGCUCUGGAGAGCCUGGAAGACCAGCGGUGCAACGGAAGCCUCCAGAAACAGCCAACAGCCCGCGUGGUGGAGGACAGCAACGGCCAGCGCUACAGCGCCGACCCCACCAUCUUCCUUGGGGAACGCGGGGCCCGAGGAGACACGGACGAGGAUGGAUACAUGACCCCAAUGAAGGACAAGAGCUCCACAGAGUAUCUGAAUCCCGUGGAGGAGAAUCCCUUUGUCACUCGCCGCAAGAAUGGAGACAUUCAUGCUCUGGACAACCCGGGAUACCACAGCACCCCCAACGGCCAGCCAAAAGGAGAGGAUGAGUACAUCAAUGAGCCGCUGUACCUCAACACCUUCCACAACACCGGAGAGGUCAACCCGGAGAUGCUGAAGAAGAACGGCAUCCCCAUUCCGAUGGCUGUGACCAGCGCGGCGGCGGCCGCAGCAGCAUCGGCAGCGGCCACAACCGUCGCCCACGGACCACAUGCCACCAGUCAGCCGGGCAACCCGCCCCACCAGGCCCCAACUCCGCACGUCCACUUUGUUCUUCCACCAGGUCAUGGCACGGGCCAGUCCGUGGGGCCUCCGCCCCCUCACCCAGCACAAAUACUCCACGGCACGUUUCCUGGCAAGCCCGCUCACCUGGCCCAGGCCGGACACCCGGGCCAGCUGUGCCACGCUUCGGCCGUGGGCAUCGGCACAGGCCACCAUCUGCCGUCCGUCUCUGCGGGUCAGACAGUCAGCCAAGCAGCCCAGGCAGCGGCCCAGGCCGGCAAGCCGAUGGUCAUCGGCCAGAGUGGCCUGCCCGCUCUCACUGCCCACCUUAGGCACCCGGGCGCCAUGCUGCAGGCAGGCCACGCCGGCACCAUCAUGCUGGACAAGAAGUCCAAGAAGACCUUCGACAAUCCAGAGUACUGGCAGCACAGCCUUCCGCCAAAGUCCAGCAGCCAGCAGAACCCGGCGGACCCCACGCAGGUGCCGGGGAACCCCAAAUUCUUCUACAAACAGAACGGGCGCAUCCGACCAGCCGUGGCGGAGAACCCCGAGUACCUUUCCGAGUUUGCCCUCAAGCCGGGCACUGUGUUGCCACCCCCACCGUACCGGCAGCGGAACACUGUGGUCUAGUCCUCAAA